Eriocheir sinensis (Chinese mitten crab) is the source of this 1598-nucleotide messenger RNA. Its product is annotated as tRNA-splicing endonuclease subunit Sen34-like. The transcript has 2 exons. Gene Ontology annotation, molecular function: nucleic acid binding; tRNA-intron lyase activity. Gene Ontology annotation, biological process: tRNA-type intron splice site recognition and cleavage; tRNA splicing, via endonucleolytic cleavage and ligation. Bases 76 to 1077 code for a protein of 333 amino acids. Gene Ontology annotation, cellular component: tRNA-intron endonuclease complex. Lineage: Eukaryota; Metazoa; Arthropoda; Malacostraca; Decapoda; Varunidae. The record is from RefSeq and is a predicted model, not a curated record.
CCUGUUAAGUGUGAGGGUUUGGGGUCCUGUUAAGUGUGAGGGUGUGGGAUCCUGUUAAGUGUCUCAGCUACAUGAAUGGAGCAGAAACACACUAAUCACAAAGGGCACGAGACACCCAAAACCUCUUCUGAAGUGACACAUGGCACUCCUAAGGUGCAAGUGACAGUGAACCAUGGACAGGGAUACGUUUGGGACCCACGGGAUGUGUGGCAACUGUGGCGGGAGUACAGGGUGGUGGGCAGCCUUGCCGGGACACUUCCCCGCCACCCUCACCAGUCCAACACACUGGGUCUCCCCCUUAAGCUUUUGCAUGAGGAAGUCACUCUGCUGCUAGAGGAAGGACUGGGAGAGACAGUGCAGUACAAAGAGAUGAAGGAGAGACCCUCACAGAUGCUGAAAGACAUCUUCAAUAACCACAGGGACAGCUGCUACAGGGAACAGAAAGAGGCGGCGGCCAGACAACGAAUAGACCAAGUCAAGAAGAUGGCAGGAAAGAUCUUGGAAGGUAAGAGAAAGAAAUUCCUAAUGAAGCAGAACAAAGAGCAGUCAAAGGAGGUCAAACAGGAUACUCCAGGAAGCAAGACAGAAGCAUUCACUCUCACCAUAGAAGAGGUGAUAAAGGAGGAAGAAGAGAAGCUGCAGCCACUACCUCCUCAGCAUCAGGUUGUGGAGGUCUUCACUCGCCACCCUUUGUUGAACCACCUGACUGCAGAGCCCUGUACUUGGCCUUAUCCCAUCACACAGCAUGAGAAGAUCAAAUCAAAAGUGUUCAGUGACCUCUGGCACCAAGGCCUUUACCUCACCUCUGGCAUCAAGUUUGGGGGUGACUUCUUGGUGUAUUCAGGGAACCCUCACCUCUACCAUGCUCAUGCAAUAGUGAGAUGUGUUGCAGAAAAUCAGAUGGAGUCAGGAGAGGGGUGUGAUCUGGUUGCUGCUACACGAGUAGCUGCAGCUACCAAGAAAACGUUUGUUCUGGCCACCCUGGACCACAGUGGACAAGUUAUCUACCAUUCCUAUCACUGGUACGAGGAUCAUGAACAGGAGGAGGGUAUGGAGAGUGAUGGUGAAGAGUUAUGAGAAUCUGAAGAUAAGUUCCUACCACUAUUUGAGGAGCAGUAAAUUAUAUAGAGGAGAGUGAAGAAAUAUCAGUUGUGCUCUUACCCUAGGACAAAGGCCCUACAAGUAGAUAAAUAUGGAAAGAUGACGUGUUUUCAGGUGUGGUGCAGAUUGAGACAUGUACAUCAAUGAGUUAGUCAACUAAGAGAUGAUGAAUUGUUCCAAGAUGUGAUGAAGAUUGAAAGACUUACAUACAUCAGUGAAUCAGAGUGGACUUCAGUGGUGCUGUGAUACUUUACUAGACAAAUUUGCUCAAUGUUGGAUCAUUUAGUGAAUAUAGUACAGUGCCUGAUAGUGCCAUGUUUUAGAGGUGUGCCAGAACUGUGGCUGUCCCCCUACAAUGCCUGCCCCACACUGUCUGGCAUGCAGGUGCAAUACAAUUCUGCUGCCAGAUGAACAGGUACACAGAAACAUUGAUAAUGAUUCCACAAUUAUAUGGAUCUUGAAGCUGAGGUUAUAUAUAAAAUAAAACACGAAAAAGG